Molecule: messenger RNA, 270 nt
Organism: Lottia gigantea (owl limpet)
Lineage: Eukaryota; Metazoa; Mollusca; Gastropoda; Lottiidae
Exons: 1
Source: RefSeq, a predicted model, not a curated record
UCUAUUGCACGUGCCACCUCUCCUGGCACAGAGGCUUCUCCCUCUAUUGCACGUGCAUCCUCUCCUGGCAAAGAGGCGUCUCCCUCUUUUGCACGCGCCCCUUCUCCUGGCACAGAGGCUUCUCCCUCUAUUGCACGUGCCCCCUCUCCUGGCACAGAGGCUUCUCUCUCUAUUGCACGCACCCCUUCUCCUGGCACAGAGGCUUCUCCCUCUAUUGCACGUGCAUCCUCUCCUGGCACAGAGGCUUCUACCUCUAUUGCACGUGCCCCC